Python bivittatus (Burmese python) is the source of this 1005-nucleotide messenger RNA. The record is from RefSeq and is a predicted model, not a curated record. NCBI's taxonomy places the organism in Eukaryota, Metazoa, Chordata, Lepidosauria, Squamata, Pythonidae.
UCUUUUCUUUUCCAUCUCAGACACACAACCUGGAAGCCUUUUGUAGGUCCUUGCGUACAGACAAACAUCUCUCUUGGGCAAAGAGGGCUGAAUGGCCAGCUGGGGUCAUUCCUAGGCUACAGGAACAGUCCUAUGAAUGAAAAGGCAUUUGGAGAGCCACAAGAUUCCUCGGAUCCCUUUGGAGUUGCAUUACAGGACAGAGAAAGAAUGGAAACACAACCCUUAUCAAGUGAGUCCUUUGUUGUGGACAUCAGAGAUCCUGAGGGAAGGAGGAAUCCAUCCAGUCCCCCUCAGGAGCUGUCUUUCAGGAGGAUCUCUCAAGAAGAUCCAAGUCAUGACACCUCAGGAGGAAAGACUCGAACGAAGUUGUCCGCUCUUUCUGGUGGAGCUGAAACAGGGGCUGAACCUCCAGCUCAACGAAUGGCUCAGACUACUAGCACCUUUCUUGCAGUCUGAGGAGGAGGAGAACCCGGCUUGUGUGCUUCUGGAUAUUGAUGGCCCCCCACCCAAAUCCCUGGCUGUGCUCUCCCAGCACUUUCAUGGAGUUCUUGAGCAUGGGCACGAUUGCUCCUUCUGGGGACACCGUAAGCCCUUUGCUGAAAUGCUAGAAAGAAUCCCCCUGCCCCCCAAUUUCCUUCUGCAAGCACAGGAAGGAUUGGAGACACUGAUAGGUGGGGUUGCUGAAGCCCAUCUGCCAGUUCCUUCUCUCAAGAAGGUGAGAGUCCUUUCAACAUGGGUGAAUGGAUCAAAUGAUGGAUCGAUCCAGAAGGAAAUUUGGGUUGUUAUCACUGAAUGGCACUGAGAGGCCUGUAGAAGCAAUCGAGUUGAACAACCCCGCCUCAAAUAUUUCUUCAGUCAAAGUUUUGGCUCUUUCCAUUUUCUCACCUAAACCUUGGAAUCCCACAAAGCCCAGCCAUUCAACUUGGUGCAUAUCUUUGCUUUCGCAAUUUGUGAAGAACAGGACAGUUCUUGCAAAUCCUCCGGGCCUGUUCUGUUCUUUUUUCU